CUUUGAAAAAGCGGCGCGGCUAAUUCAAGAUGGCGGAGAUGGACCAGCUGUUAGACGAGAGCUCCUCAGCAGAGGCACUUGUCAGUCUAAAAGAGGGGAGUUUGUCCAACACUCUGAAUGAAAAGAACAACUUUCCAAGAGCUCACAACACCCGGGGAAGGCAUUCCUCCCUCACAAUGGACACGCCCACACGGAGCUCGAAGAGGAGCCGCUUGUUUCGGGAGGAGGAUGAGCAACCCCAGCAACGUGUCCCUUCCAGGUCCCCUCGGAGGAGCCAGAGGGUCUCCACCACACCACAGAAAUUUUCAAACGUGAUGACACCGGAUAAGAAGGCGUCCCAGAAAAUAGGGCUGAGAUUGAGAAAUCUCCUUAAACUACCCAAAGCUCACAAAUGGUGCAUCUACGAAUGGUUCUAUUCCAAUAUUGACAAACCUCUCUUUGAGGGGGACAAUGAGUUCUGCCUGUGUCUAAAGGAGUCUUUCCCAAACCUGAAAACAAGGAAGUUAACACGGGUAGAAUGGGGAACAAUCAGGAGACUGAUGGGGAAACCCAGACGGUGUUCGUCAGCGUUCUUUGACGAGGAGCGGACAGCGCUGAGACAAAAAAGGCAGAAGAUGCGUCUGUUGCAGCAAAGAAAACUUUCUGAUGUGUCAAACUGCAAAGACCUUCCAGAUGAAAUCCCCCUGCCACUCAUCAUAGGAACCAAAGUCACUGCUCGACUCCGAGGUGUCCAUGACGGCUUGUUCACAGGGCAGAUAGAUGCAGUGGAUACCAGCGCUGCAACAUAUCGUGUAACCUUUGACCGCAGUGGCUUGGGAACACACACUGUGCCUGACUACGAAGUCCUGAGCAAUGAGCCCAACGAGACCAUGCCUAUUACAGCCUUUGCCCAGAAGCAUCGGGCAUCCCGCUACAUGCAGAACCUCACAACUCCGCCCAGAGGGCCUUAUCCGUCCGCUACCACUCCUGUGCUCAUGGACAAUGACUCUCUCAUAAACCAGUCACCAUGGAGGAACAAACUGCCCGGAGCUGAGGGAGAUACUCUGGGAGGAUUUCCUGUCAAAUUCCUUGUCCAAGUGACAAGGCUGUCCAAGAUCCUCAUGAUAAAGAAAGAGCACAUCAAGCACUUGAAAGAAAUGAACACAGAAGCUGAGAAAAUGAAGUCUUAUUCGAUGCCCAUCGACCUAGACUUCCAGAAACGAUAUGCCACCACAGUGCUUGAGCUCGAACAGCUUAAUAAAGAUCUCAACAAGGUGCUUCAUGAAGUUCAGCAGUUCUGUUGUGAGCUUGCUCCUGAUCAGGGCAUGGUUCCAGUUGACCAUCCCACAGAGCUGCGGCGGCGCUGUGAAGACGAGGCCCAGCAGAUGGUGCAGAUGAGCAGCUCACUGAAGGACGGACAGCAGACUGUGACAAACCCUGGCCUAACACACCUCAUAUCCCGCCUCACCGCCCUGCUGCUACAGAUCAAGUGUUUGGCCGAUGGUGGAGACUUGAAUUCUUUUGAGUUUAAAUCUCUGACAGACUCCCUUAAUGAUAUCAAGGCAUCGAUUGAUCCCUCCAACCUCAGUUGUUUCCAGAAUAAUGUGGAGAUCCACGUGGCACACAUCCAGAGCGGUCUAAGUCAGCUGGGCAACCUGCAUGCAUUUUCCGCCAACAACACUAAUGCAGUCUGAGACCCUACAUCAUCGGAACAUCACACACACAAACACACAUACAGGUGCAUACACACAGAGGUGUGUGGUCUUUUUGAGAUGGUGCUUUCACCUGAACUGUCUGAAAACUGCAAAAAAAAGAAAGUUGUGAACCAUCACAGAGCAGACUCCUGUAUCUUUGUGCUGAGGGAGGAUGUCACAUGUAUUUUACCCACACAUUUUAUUGUAUGAAAAUGUUUGUGCACACAUCAAACACAAACCUGAAAGUUUUUCAACUAUUGCCACAAAUCCACUCUCAUCUCCAAACUCUCCCAGCUAUUUAUUGGUUUAAUGUGCCAAACAUCGAUUCUUACAGUUUUUAUAGUCCAUAUUUAUUUAUUUUUGAGUAGGUGAGUAUGGUUCUGAAACAAUAUUUUCCUACCUGUAAAGAUUUCCCCCUGUUAAGUGUUGUGUUCUGUUGCUCCACUGACGGUAAGCACAGGGAGGCUAAAGAAUGUUUUAUAAAAUUGUUUUUUUGUAGAUAAUUGUACAAUAUCUGAUUAUUAGGACUAUCGUCAACAUUUCUGCUAUGUAUUCAGAAAUGGCUUUUGUAAUUUUGUGUGCACUGAAAAGAGAUUUUGGUAUUUUUAUAAAGGAGAACUCUAUGGUUUGGAUGCCUUUUACUCCCUAAAGUUAUCUUAGCUUUUCCAUAUUUGGCAUGGCUGUUGCUGCACCCCCCCCCCCCCCCCACACACACACACACACACACACACACACUAAGCCUGCAUCACUGAUGUAACCUCUGAAAGUUUGACUCAACCGUUUUUUCCCAAGAGAAUCUCCUUUUUAAGUUUUGUAAAGUUGUAAAUGUGAGUGUCUGAGGGCAGUUGUAUAUAAAUGUUUGUCUUUUUUAUAUUAAACAUAAUAUUGCAAAGCAGGA
Messenger RNA from Labrus bergylta (ballan wrasse), 2571 nucleotides. It is a transcript of the gene lin9, whose product is annotated as lin-9 DREAM MuvB core complex component. Gene Ontology annotation, molecular function: DNA binding. Gene Ontology annotation, biological process: regulation of transcription by RNA polymerase II; DNA-templated transcription; regulation of cell cycle. Gene Ontology annotation, cellular component: transcription repressor complex; nucleoplasm. The record is from RefSeq and is a predicted model, not a curated record. NCBI's taxonomy places the organism in Eukaryota, Metazoa, Chordata, Actinopteri, Labriformes, Labridae.